Molecule: messenger RNA, 927 nt
Organism: Photinus pyralis (common eastern firefly)
Lineage: Eukaryota; Metazoa; Arthropoda; Insecta; Coleoptera; Lampyridae
Product: rho-related protein racD-like
Exons: 4
Coding region: 297-860 (187 amino acids)
Biological process (GO): small GTPase-mediated signal transduction
Molecular function (GO): GTPase activity; GTP binding
Source: RefSeq, a predicted model, not a curated record
CUCACGCAGCAACAUUGCAAAAAAAUUUAAAGUACAGUCGGUUGCGAAUUUUCACGAUAACCUUAAUCCAAUAAAGUACCUACAUCAUCGUAUCUUUACGUAAGGUUUCGUUAUCAGAAAAAUGUAGAGUAAAUAGGUAUCACCCACCACCAGAAACUCUAAUCUUAUCUAAAGUGAUAUCUGCUAACUUCAAUUCUUCGAUUUAAUAACAGUACCUAUCUACUUGUGUGUGUUUAAAAAACUGUUUUUGCGUGAUUUUGACAGUGACAGCUCAGUGCUAUGAUUGCAUACGAAAAAUGGAAACGUACAAAACUCACAUACGUAUGACCGUAGUUGGAGACGGAGAUACGGGCAAAACGUGCAUGCUUAUAGUCUACAAGGAUAAGAAGUAUGAAGACUACUACAUUCCGACAGUGUUCGACUCGUAUUCAAUGAACGUUAGAGUGAAUGGACGAACCUGUACCAUAAUUCUGCAAGAUACCGCCGGACAGGAAGAAUACGAUAGAUUACGUCCUCUAUCGUAUCCCGAAACGGAUGUAUUUAUUAUGUGUUUCUCUGUCGAUAAGAGAGCUUCGUAUAACAAUAUUAUCAAUAAAUGGAUUCCGGAAAUACGUCAUCAUCGACCAACAGCAAAAAUUAUUCUAGUCGCAACUAAAACUGAUCUCCGCGGAGAAAAUCAAAAAACGAUAUCGAUUAAAGAAGGGGAAGAAUUACACCACAAAAUCAAGUCUGACGGUUUCGUCGAGUGCUCAUCCAAAUUUAUGUGGAAUAUCAACAGGGUGUUUGAAGAAGCUCUACUGAGCGUUGUCGGGAAACCGAAAGAACCUAAAAGCAGUAGGGGCUUUUGCAUGUUAUUGUAGUUAAAAUCAAUCUCUCUAUUAUAGACAAAUUAUUAUAUUUCAAUAAAUACUCCAACGUGUAGAUUAA